Caenorhabditis elegans is the source of this 1653-nucleotide messenger RNA. RefSeq names its product Cytochrome P450 (gene cyp-13A11). Bases 4 to 1557 code for a protein of 517 amino acids. NCBI's taxonomy places the organism in Eukaryota, Metazoa, Nematoda, Chromadorea, Rhabditida, Rhabditidae. The record is from RefSeq and is marked reviewed. The transcript has 6 exons.
AGGAUGAUUAUUCUACUGUUUGUGGUUUCCAGUGUAGUUGGAAUUGUUAGUUACUAUUUCUGGACAUGGACCUAUUGGAGACGUUGUGGAAUUCCUGGCCCACAGGGUUACCCGUUCUUAGGAUCAGCUUUAGAUAUGAUGGAUCACGAAAACCCUCCAUUUUUACAACUUAAAAAAUGGACAAGCCAAUAUGGAAAAGUUUAUGGAAUUACUGAAGGACUUUUGAGAACACUGGUGAUCUCUGACACCAAUUUGAUACAUGAGGUUUUUGUGAAACAAUAUGAUAAUUUUUAUGGAAGAAAUCUGAAUCCAAUUCAAGGUGAUCCUAAUAGAGAAAAGAGAGUGACCUUAUUCUCAGCUCAAGGCCAUCGGUGGAAGAGAUUGAGGACUAUUGCGAAUCCCACGUUUUCCAGUAAUAAUUUGAGAAAAAUACAAGUUACUGUAGAAGACAGUGCUCUCGAACUUUUGAGGCACAUUGAGCAGCAUACAGCAGGCGGGAAAGCUAUUGACGUUUUGGAAUAUUUCCAAGAAUUCACAAUGGACGUGAUUGGACGCAUAGCAAUGGGACAACCAGACUCACUAAUGUUCAAAAACCCAUUACUACCUUGUGCUCGAGACGUUUUUGGCAAACCACGGACCGCUUUAUUUCUAUCUGGAAUUUUAUUCCCAUGGAUUGGUCCGAUGAUUCGAAAAGUUGUAUUCUAUUUCACAAAUGUUUUUAAUAAUCCAGCAGCACAAAUUAUGUAUCAAACUGCAAAUGCGGUGGAGCAAAGGAUUAAGCAAAGAAUGGCUGAAGAGAAAGCUGGAAUUGAUCCAGGGGAGCCCCAAGAUUUUAUUGAUUUGUUUUUGGACGCAAAAUCGGAUGACAUGGAAUUAGAGAAUAAUGAGGAUUUUACAAAAGCCGGAGUGAAAGUCACUAGACAAUUGACAAAAGAUGAAGUUGUUGGACAGUGCUUUGUAUUUUUAAUUGCUGGAUUCGAUACAACAGCCUUAUCACUAUCAUAUUCUUCAUUCCUCCUGGCAACUCACCCAAAAGCUCAGAAGAAAUUACAAGAAGAAAUUGAUAGAGAAUGUGCAGAUCCAGAAGUUACAUUCGAUCAACUAUCAAAGUUGAAGUAUAUGGAAUGUGUUAUAAAGGAGACGCUCAGAAUGUAUCCGCUGGGAGCUUUAGCAAAUUCUCGCCGUUGUAUGAGAUCUACUAAAAUUGGAAAUUAUGAAAUUGAAAAAGGCGUCGACAUUUUAUGUGACACGUGGACACUUCACUAUGACAAAAGUAUUUGGGGAGAAGAUGCUGAAGAGUUUAAGCCUGAAAGAUGGGAAUCAGGAGACGAGCAUUUCUAUCAAAAAGGAGGAUAUAUUCCAUUUGGAUUGGGACCUCGACAGUGUAUCGGAAUGAGAUUGGCCUAUAUGGAGGAGAAGCUUCUUUUGUCACAUAUUCUCAGAAAGUAUACAUUGGAAGUUUGCAAUAAGACCCAGAUUCCGUUGAAGCUUAUUGGUUCAAGAACUACACAACCGGAAAGUGUCUGGUUGAAUUUGACGCCGAGGGAUGAUAAUUGAAUUACGGGUCUUUUGUACAUAUUAAUUUUAGUAUACUUUGUGAAAUAUUCUAAAAUCUUUAUCCUCCAAAUUUUUUAGUAUAUAAAAUGCUUCUUA